CAGUCCGCCAACGCGGAGUUGACCAAGGCGCUGCAGCGCGCGGAGGCGGACGCGGACAAGUACCGGCGGGAUGCGCAGGACCUGUACGAGCGGGAGCAGGAGCGCGAGCAGGCGGGCAAGCGCGCGCAGCGGCAGACGGACGAGCGCGAGGCGGACUGGCGCGAGCGCAUGCGCAAGCUGGAGGCGGACUGGCGGGAGCGCAUGCGCAAGGCGGUGGACGCGCACAACCAGCUGGAGGCGCGCUUGGCGCAGCUCGAGGGCGACUGGCGCGGGGAUGUGGGGAGCGGCGCGCAGAACGGGACGGAGGGGCUUGCGGUAGGGGCGGGUGGAGGGGCGGAGGAGCGCGGAGAGGGAAGAAUGGCGGGAGAAAGCCCAAGCGGCGCUGCAGCCGCUGGAGAUAGUGCGGAAGUUGCCACAGAAUACUCCUCCGCCCUCUCCCCUGCUUCCGCUUCCCCUGCCUCUGCCGCGCCCGCACCCCUCUCUCCCAGCGCCAAUGCCGCUGCGCUGUGCGGGCCCCCGCUACCCCUCCCCCCGGCGGUGGCAGCGGCGGAGUGCGAAUCCAGCCGCGUGGAGCAGCUGCAGCGGAAGCUGGAGGAGGCGGAGAAGGAGGCGCAGGAGCUCACCGCGGAGAGCCUGGAGCUGGCGGCGAGUCUGACGGCGGCGAAGCGGGACGCGGAGGCGAAGGAGGCGCGGAUCAAGGAGCUGGAAGCGGAGAUGGAGGAGAUCAUGCGCGCUAGUGGGCUGGAGGGGGGGGAAUCCGCGGAGGGAACUGGGGGGGUGUCUGGGAGCAACGCUGCUGCUGGUAGUGGUGGCGGUGCUACUGGUGGUGGGGAUGGGGGGUGGAAGCGCGGAGGGGGUCUGGUGGGUAAGUGGAAGGAGCUGCGCGCGCGGAAGCAGCAGAAGGAGCAGGAGAGCAUCACGCGGCUCAACGAACACGUGGCGGAGCUCAGUGAUGAGCUGGACAAGCGCAAGGCUGACGUCAUCAACGCGUCUGCAGAGGUGGACAGGCUGCGCGUCUGCCUGGCGGCUGCGGAGGCGGCAGCCGCGAAGGCGAUAGCAGAGGGGGGGGAGGAGGCGGGAAGUCUGCGCGGGGAAGUGGCGCGCAUGCAGCGGGAGGUGGAGCGCGCGGCGGAGCAGCGCGCGGAGCUGGAGAGCGAGGUGGCGGCGCGGGGGAGCCAGAUCGCGGCGCUGCAGCGGCGGUGCGAGGCGGCGGAGGAGGAGCGGCAGCAGCUGGCGGCGCGGAUGAGCGAGGAGGUGAGCGCGAGGGAGCGCGCGGAGGAGUCCGCGGCGUCCCUGGCGGCGCAGCUGCACCUGCUGGCGGAAGAAGCGGAGGAGGCGGAAGAGGCCGCGGAAGCCGUAGCCGUAGCUACUACAGCCGCCGCCGCCGCCGCUGCUGCAGCAAACGCGGCAGAAUCAAACUCCGGCGCAGCAGCAGCAGCAGCAGCAGCAGUGGGGAAAUCCCCGGCCCUGCUCCCCAAAGGCAUCGUAGGCGCAGCAAAGAAGUUCAAGGGGCAGGUGGAUGCGGCAGUGAGAGUGGAGGAGCUCGAGCUGCAGCUAGCAUCCCUUAGGGAGCUUCUUCAGGAGGCAACAGCCGCCAAGGUGAAGGCAGCGCGGGAGUCCGCCGUGGGGGAUAAGGAAGUGGAGCAGCUGCAGGAGGAGGUGGCGGUGUGGCGCGUGCGCGCGGAGAGCUUAGAGCGGGAUAUUGGGGUGCUGGAGGGGGAGAAGCGGGUGAGGGAAGGGCGGAUUUCGGAGCUGGGGCGCGAGGCGGGGGAGGCGCGCAUGCGCGCCAAGGCGGCGGAGGAGGAGAUGGGGCGGCUGGCGGCGCGCGUGAGCAUCGCCACGGCGCGCGCGACCGCGCAGGAGGUGGAGCUGCGGGAGAGCCGCGAGAGCAAGCAGGCGGCGGCGGGGAUGAUCCAGCAGCUGGAGGAGGCGCUAAAGCAGGCGCGGAGCGAGAAGGCGUGGGUGGAGGGGGAGUUGGCGCAAGCGGUGGCGACCAGGGGCGCGCUGGAGCAGCAGAUCGCGGUGCUGGAGGCGCAGGUGGGGGAGCUGAAGGGGGACGCGGAGGGGCGCGGGCGCAGCGCGGCGGACGCGGCGGCGGUGGUGGCGGAGGCGCAGCGCGACGCGGAGAUGGAGCGCGAGGGGCGGCGCGCGGCGGAGGAGAAGGCCGCCGCCAUGGAAGCGCUGCGCGGGCGGCUCCAGGAGACGGUGCGGCGCGAGGAGGAGCUGCGGCAGGCGGCGGCAGACCGCGCGGAGAUGCUGGAGGGGGAGCUGCGGAGCGUGCGCGAGAGGGCCGCGCGCGAGGCGGGGGAGAUGCGCGACAUGGAGCGCAAGCUGUUCCAGCGCCUGGAGCAGGUGCUCGCGGAGAAGGAGGAAGGAGUGGUGCGGGUGACGCGGCUCGAAGAGGCGGUGAAGCGAGAACGCAGCGAGAAGGAGGCGGCCAGUGAGCAGCUACAGACGGAGGUGAUGGUGCUGAAGGAGCAGCUGCAGGCGCUGCUGAGCGGGCGCAGCGGGAUCGAUCGGACCUCGGCGGCGCUGGCGGAGGAGCAGGCGGCGAGAAUGACUCUGGAGGGGCGGCUGAGAGCUGCGGAGGCGAGCGCGGCGGCGGCAGAGGCGCGGUGGGAGGCGGAGGUGCGGGAGCUGGACGCCAAGAUACAGAGCCUGCAGGCGGAGAGGUCGCAGUGGCGCGCCAGGGAGAUCGGCCUAGCAGCAGAGCUGGAGGUGGCGAGAGGGGAGGCUGUGGUGCUGCAGGAGCUGUCGUUCGAGGUGCAGCGGAUGAAAGAGGAGAAGGCGGCCAUUGAGAACCUGCUGGGGGAGGCCAGGGGGGUGAACGAGGCGCUGGAGAGGGCCAUGCUGGCGGCGGAGCGGGAGAAGAAGGGGCUCGCGAGCCACGCUGCGGUGCUGAGUGAGAAGGCAAGAGAGUGCGACCGCAUGCGGCUGCAGCAGCAGGCGGACAUGCUGGUGCAAGGAGAGGGGGGUGGUGAGGCGGGAGCAGCAGCUGCUGGCACUGCUGCUGCGUCGGGCGGUCUGGUGGAUCGGAAGCAGGCGGAGCGGUUCUUGGAGUCGGUGCACUGCAAGGUGGAGGAGCUGGAGCGGCAGGUGGAGGAGGGCCAGCUCGUGGCGACCCAGCUGGAGGAAGCCCGGGCGGAGAUCGCCGCCCGGCAGACCGAGCUCACUGUGAAGCAGGCGGAGGUGGCGGCACUGCACUCGGAGAUUCUGGCGAAGCAGGCCGAGGUGGAGGAGCGGGAGGCGCGGAUCCGGGAGCUGGAGGCGCGGAUCGCCGAGGUGCAGGGCGAGGCGGAGAGGCAGCGGGCGGAGUGGCGGCUGAAGCAGGAGGCAGCGGAGGACGUGGUGGCGGCCAAGAUGGAGGGGCAGGCGGCGGCGGAGAGGCGCAUUGGGGAGAUGCGCGUUCAGGUGGUGGAGCUCGAGGCGGAAGUGGAGCGGCUGCAGGCGGCGGCUGCUUUUGAGUCGGCUCAGAAGGAGCGGCGCAUAGGGGACAUGCGAGUGCAUGUCUUGGAGCUGGAGGCGGAGGUGGAGCGGCUGCAGGCUGAGGCUGCUGCUGCUACUGCUGCUGCUGAGGCGGCGGCGGCGGCGGCUGAAGCGGCGGCUGCGGCUCUGCAGCAGCAGCAGAAUGGGAACCUGGCCGCGCUGCUGGGUGCUGCUUCCAGUGCUGCGGCUGCUGCUGCCACGGGGAAUGCAAGCUCUGGCGGUGGUGCUGGUGGGAGCAGUGGUAGCAGUGGGAGUGGUGGCAGCCCGAGUUACAGCAGCAGCAGCAGCACUAUGCGACGAAAGGUGAUCAAGGAGCCGUCAUCCCCAUCCCUGCCGGCACCUGAUCGCACCACAGUCACUCGCAAGGUCGUGGUGGUCCGCCGCGUGCCCGCCAACCGCGACUCCUCUUCCUCCUCUGCAGCCCCCAGGCUGCCCUCCCCCAGUGCAGCCUCCACCCCUGCAUCGUCCCUCCCCUCCACCCCCCGCAUUGCCAAGUCCGCCUCUGCGUCCUCCGCUCGCCCUGCCAGUCCCCGCGCUGCUAGCCCCAGCAACAUCCCCACCCCCACUGCUGCUGCUGCGGCUGGCACGGCAGUGGGUGACAAGGGUGCUGAUGGGCCUGCAGUGGUGAGAGCUGGCAGUCCUCGCAGCAGUGUGAGUAGCGCCAGUGCCAGCACCAGUGGUAUUCGCCCUCCCAGUGUCGUGGCAGGCAAGACCAAGGCUGCAAGCACCAGCAGCAACAUCCCAUCAGUUUCAGCCUCUGCUAGCGAGGGAGCAGCAGGGACUGGAAGCACGCCCCGUGUGGCUCGAGUGACCAAGCCUCGCUCCCCGGGGAGCCAGAGUCCCUCCGCAUCUCUCAAGUCAGUGCUCCCUGCUGCUGCCGCUAGUUCUACUGCUGCUUCGCGCAAGUAGAGAUGCUGGUUUUAUUAUGUGGUGGUGAGGUGUGACUUGGUGCCAUAUUUAUUGGGUGGAGGCGUUGCUUCAUGACUAGAAGCUGCUGUUGCCCAAUGCUUGCAUAAGUGCUUGCAGUUAGGGUGCAAGGCGCAAGGGCUUGGGAUUCGGAUGUGUUUGAUGGGUGCAUAAACUUCAUUUGUACUGUACUUUGUUUGCUUAUAUCUUUCAAUUGCUGCUG
Molecule: messenger RNA, 4615 nt
Organism: Closterium sp. NIES-67
Lineage: Eukaryota; Viridiplantae; Streptophyta; Zygnematophyceae; Desmidiales; Closteriaceae
Source: the annotation of a GenBank genome assembly